CUCCUUUCUCUCAAAAUCAAAAAAAAGUUUUCCUCAUUUUUUUCUCCUCCCUUCUUUUUUCCAUCCCUUAAAGAUUUUUCAAAGAUCUUCUCAAUUUUAAAGAACAGCAAGUAAUAUCUUACUAAAAAAUCCACUGUUCUCUUCUCUGUUUUGAAGGAGAAUUUUGAAAGAAAGUAAUUGUGGCUAGUUUAUAAAGUUUUAUAUAAACAGAAGAACAGCAUGCGGUGGUUGAGUUUAUCAGUCGAUGUGUUCCGUAAAGCCGUCUCUUUGAACUUGUUUUGUAGAGUUAUUUUGUAGAUUUCCCCUCUUGCUUCACCUUCUUUCAGUCCCCUCUCUCUAUCUUCUCUUUGUCUCUCAGAUCCAAUUUCUUUUAGCAAAAUUCUGUAACUAUAUGAAAACGUUUCUCUUUGAGUAACAAGCUUUCUCUGUUUAACAUUUCACUGUCAAGUUUUUAGUUGCUUUCAUUCUCAAACUUCUGUUACAAUUUGAUCAGCUGUCUAUCUAAGCUUUGUUUGUUAACAUUUCACUGUCAAGUAUCUUUGAACCUUGUUUCUUGUCACGGUCAUUUUAACUUCAUCAUCAGAAUUGUUGGUAGUUUUAUUUGGGUGGGUUUUGCUAAAAAAAGGGUUUGUCAAGGAGUUAUGGUGUGUCAAAGAGCUAGUCAAUCAAAAUUCCGAGCUUUGAAACACGAGACGGGUAUCGCAGGAAACACCACAAUUAUAGUUAAAGUAAUAGCAUGCUUUCAACCAUUGCAAGAUUGCCAGGCUGAAUAUUUUAGACAUUUACUUAAACCAGUGACGUAGGUGUUUUGGAGUCUGUUUGUCAUUUUUAUAGUUACUCUGGAGUUCUAUUCUUCUUCUUUUUCUUUAUUGGAAGUUUAUCAAGUAUUCAGAAUCUCUCCCUUGAAGAAUUACUUUCGAUUUACCGGGAAUUUAUUUGGUUGGAUGGAAAAAGACUUGCAAUUAUCCAACCUUAACAGCCCGGGAUUCACAUUAGAUUCAAAUCCCGGUGAUUAUUUGAGGACGUGUACAAACCGGUACCCCAGUAUGGUUCCUCCGAAUGCAUCUUUGCCAGGAUACAAUGCUGCUGGCUUACCUCAAUCAAAGAUUGGGCAAGUUAAUGAACCUAAUGGCUGGUUCUAUUGCUUACCUCGCCAUCGCCAGACGUUAACUCCAUUGCCAAACUCUGCACCCAAAGAGUUGGCUUCUUCCCCUUAUCGGCAUGGUGGCAUAGAUGGAUGUGGUGCAGGGGCUGUACCCAGUUCACUAGCUGGGUCUGACCAGAAGAGAUUCCUUGUCUUUGAUCAGUCUGGAGAUCAAACAAGUCUUUUCUACAGUUCUGCAGUUGGUUCAAAUGCUCGACACCCAUGUUAUGAUGGUGCGAAAUCAUUGCACAUUACUGGGUCGCAGAAGGAUGACCUUACAAGUAACAGAGAGCUGAUCCCUCAUUGUCAAGUUGCCUCAGUUCCUCUUGAGGAGAGUCAAGAAUCUGGGGAUAGAAGUGAAAUGCACGAAGAUACAGAAGAGCUUAAUGCACUAUUAUACUCUGAUGAUGAAUGUGAUUCCGAUGAUGAAGAGAUUAGCACGGGCCAUUCCCCACGUGAUGUGAUUGGAUGCCAGGACCUUGAGGAGGUUGGCGAAAAUUUAGUAGACAUUGUUAGUUCUGCUUGUCCAACUAAAAGGAAGAGGGUAUUGGAGGAAGACCAUUAUAAUGCAUCACUUCUGGACACUGCAAGUUCGGGAAUAGCAAAUCACUCAGUGGAGUGCAACGACGAUGCUGAAUCAAGUUGUGCAGGAGGCAGCAUGAGACAAAAAGAUAUGGAAUCCUUACCAGUUAAUAAGCGGCUGAGGAGAGAGAGGGUAAGGGAGACAGUGAAAAUUCUGCAGAACCUAAUUCCAGGAGGGAAAGACAAGGAUGCUAUUAUGGUCAUUGAUGAAGCUAUCCAAUACAUCAAGUCCCUAAAGUUUAAAGCUAGAUCAAUGAAGUGAUCCUUAUCAGUAACAAUAGUAGUAAUAGUAGCUUGAUUGAUUGUGUGAUUUAUUCGGUUUGCAUAAUACAGAGUGGUUGACCUGAAAAAAAAGAGUACACUUUUGAGGAGGCAGAGAGGGGGAUGGUAGUUUGAUCAAGGAAGUUCUUUUAAUCCUGCAUGCUUGGAUGUCUAAAAAAUCAGUAUCAGCACUCACAUUUCGAUUACUGUAAGUCUUCUUUUCGCGAUUUCUAAUUAGGAGGAAAUUGUUCUGACUCACCUUGUUGGUGGGCAUAUGAUUGCGGAAACUGUUUUACUGGGAUGUGCCCAGUUAAAACCUGCAUGCCAAGUUUUGGUGAACUUGAGGACCUACCACCACCAUUACCAAAUUCAGCCAUUUUAUGUUUGUCAACUUCUAAAUAUAUUAUCCUCUGUGAUCGGGCUUCUCUGCCUCCCACUCUCCACUGCACUCAGAAAUGAUAUCAUUAUGGGUAAGGUCAAAACCAGAACAUGAAAUGUUUGGUUCUAAAUGCUUUUAUUUAGAUGAAUUUGUGUGCUUGAAAAUGGUACUGGUAUUAUCCAGUAGUCCAUUUAAAAAAAAAUAAAAAAAGUGAGUAGUUGAUUUGUGUGCUCUUUUGUACUCAUGUAAUAUACAAGGUUGCCCCGAUGAGUGCUUUGAUGGGGUUGUGCUUUCUUGUGAAAGAGUUGAUGUAUUGCGCGUUAUAAACGCCAUUAUCAUCUUCUUCGGAAUGGUUUCCCAAUUUAUGUAUUGUGUGGUGUGAAUGUAUUUGAUUUCUUCAUUAAUGAAAUUGCAUUGUGUGCGAGUUUAAUGUUACCAA
Molecule: messenger RNA, 2805 nt
Organism: Papaver somniferum (opium poppy)
Lineage: Eukaryota; Viridiplantae; Streptophyta; Magnoliopsida; Ranunculales; Papaveraceae
Product: transcription factor bHLH143-like
Exons: 4
Coding region: 945-1988 (347 amino acids)
Molecular function (GO): protein dimerization activity
Source: RefSeq, a predicted model, not a curated record